CGCGCGCUCCGCCCGGACUCGGCCCACGGCCCACGGCCCCCACCUCCUGUCUGCGGCCCGGCGGGGGGAAGGUAGAGAAGGGGAGGGGACAAGCCGGAUCCUCCCGGCCGCCCCGGCCUUCCCUCUUCACCCGGUGCGGAGACGCCGCGCCGAGCCCCGAGAGCAGGCUCGGCGCUUCCACCCCAGUGCAGCCUUCCCCUGGCGGUGGUGAAAGAGACUCGGGAGUCGCUGCUUCCAAAGUGCCCGCCGUGAGUGAGCUCUCGUCCCAGUCAGCCAAAUGCUCCUCCUCAGGCUUCUCCUGCUGACAUCUGCCCUGGCCGGCCAGAGACAGGGGACUCAGGCGGAAUCCAACCUGAGUAGUAAAUUCCAGUUCUCCAGCAACAAGGAACAGAACGGAGUACAAGAUCCUCAGCAUGAGAGAAUUAUUACUGUGUCCACUAAUGGAAGUAUUCACAGCCCAAGGUUUCCUCAUACUUACCCAAGAAAUACGGUCUUGGUAUGGAGAUUAGUAGCAGUAGAGGAAAAUGUAUGGAUACAACUUACGUUUGAUGAAAGAUUUGGGCUUGAAGACCCAGAAGAUGACAUAUGCAAGUAUGAUUUUGUAGAAGUUGAGGAACCCAGUGAUGGAACUAUAUUAGGGCGCUGGUGUGGUUCUGGUACUGUACCAGGAAAACAGAUUUCUAAAGGAAAUCAAAUUAGGAUAAGAUUUGUAUCUGAUGAAUAUUUUCCUUCUGAACCAGGGUUCUGCAUCCACUACAACAUUGUCAUGCCACAAUUCACAGAAGCUGUGAGUCCUUCAGUGUUACCCCCUUCAGCUUUGCCACUGGACCUGCUUAAUAAUGCUAUAACCGCCUUUAGUACCUUGGAAGACCUUAUUCGAUAUCUUGAACCAGAUAGAUGGCAGUUGGACUUAGAAGAUCUAUAUAGGCCAACUUGGCAACUUCUUGGCAAGGCUUUUGUUUUUGGAAGAAAAUCCAGAGUGGUGGAUCUGAACCUUCUAACAGAGGAGGUAAGAUUAUACAGCUGCACACCUCGUAACUUCUCAGUAUCCAUAAGGGAAGAACUAAAGAGAACCGAUACCAUUUUCUGGCCAGGUUGUCUCCUGGUUAAACGCUGUGGUGGGAACUGUGCCUGUUGUCUCCACAAUUGCAAUGAAUGUCAAUGUGUCCCAAGCAAAGUUACUAAAAAAUACCACGAGGUCCUUCAGUUGAGACCAAAGACUGGUGUCAGAGGAUUGCAUAAAUCACUCACUGAUGUGGCCCUAGAGCACCAUGAGGAGUGUGACUGUGUGUGCAGAGGGAGCACAGGAGGAUAACCGCAUCACCAGCAGCAGCUCUUGCCCAGAGCUGUGCAGUGCAGUGGCUGAUUCUGUUAGAGAACUUAUGCGUUAUCUCCAUCCUUAAUCUCAGUUGUUUGCUUCAAGGACCUUUCAUCUUCAGGAUUUACAGUGCCUUCUGAAAGAGGAGACAUCAAACAGAAUUAGGAGUUGUGCAACAGCUCUUUUGGGAAGAGGCCCAAAGGACAGGAGAAAAGGUCUUCAAUUGUGGAAAGAAAAUUAAAUGCUGUAUUAAAUGCAUCACCAGCUAGUUGCAGAGUUACCAUGUACCUAUUCCACUAGCUGGGUUCUGUAUUUCAGUUGUUUUGAUAUGGCUUAGGGUAAUGUCAAUACAGGAAAAAACUGUGCAAGUGAACACCUGAUUCUGUUGCCUUGCUUAACUCUAAAGCUCCAUGUCCUGGGCCUCGAAUCAUAUAAAAUCUGGAUUUUUUUUUUUUUUUGCUCAUAUUCAUAUAUGUAAACCAGAACAUUCUAUGUACUACAAACCUGGUUUUUAAAAAGGAACUAUGUUGCUAUGAAUUAAACUUGUGUCAUGCUGAUAGGACAGACUGGAUUUUUCAUACUUCUUAUUAAAAUUUCUGCCAUUUAGAAGAAGAGAACUACAUUCAUGGUUUGGAAGAGACAAACCUGAAAAGAAGAGUGGCCUUAUCUUCACUUUAUCUAUAAGUCAGUUUAUUUGUUUCAUUGUGUACAUUUUUAUAUUCUCCUUUUGACAUUAUAACUGUUGGCUUUUCUAAUCUUGUUAAAUAUAUCUAUUUUUACCAAAGGUAUUUAAUAUUCUUUUUUAUGACAACUUAGAUCAACUAUUUUUAGCUUGGUAAAUUUUUCUAAACAGAAUUGUUAUAGCCAGAGGAACAAAGAUGAUAUAAAAUAUUGUUGCUCUGACAAAAAUACAUGUAUUUCAUUCUCGUAUGGUGCUAGAGUUAGAUUAAUCUGCAUUUUAAAAAACUGAAUUGGAAAUCAAUAGAAUUGGUAAGUUGCAAAGACUUUUUGAAAUAAUUAAAUUAUCAUAUCUUCCAUUCCUGUUAUUGGAGAUGAAAAUAAAAAAACAACUUGUGAAAGUAGACGUUCACAUCCAGCCAUUACUAAUCGAUUCCUUUUUUGGGGAAAUCUGAGCCUAGCUCAGAAAAACAUAAAGCACCUUGAAAAAGACUUGGCAGCUUCCUGACAAUGCAUGCUGUGCUGUGCUGGGCAGUAGGAACACAUCCUAUUUAUUGUGAUGUUACGGUUUUAUUAUCUUAAACUCUGUUCCAUACACAUGUAUAAAUACAUGGAUAUUUUUAUGUACAGAAGUAUAUCCCUUAACCAGUUCACUUAUUGUACUCUGGCAAUUGAAAAGAAAAUCAGUAAAAUAUUUUGCUUGUAAAAUGCUUAAUAUUGUGCCUAGGUUAUGUGGUGACUAUUUGAAUUAAAAAUGUAUUGAAUCAUCAAAUAAAAGAAUGUGGCUAUUUUGGGGAGAAAAUUA
This is a messenger RNA of Rhinopithecus roxellana (golden snub-nosed monkey), 2801 nucleotides long. RefSeq names its product platelet derived growth factor C (gene PDGFC). Gene Ontology annotation, molecular function: growth factor activity; platelet-derived growth factor receptor binding. The transcript is spliced from 7 exons. Gene Ontology annotation, biological process: positive regulation of cell migration; positive regulation of protein autophosphorylation; positive regulation of cell population proliferation. The coding region runs from base 278 to 1315 and encodes 345 amino acids. The record is from RefSeq and is a predicted model, not a curated record. Lineage: Eukaryota; Metazoa; Chordata; Mammalia; Primates; Cercopithecidae. Gene Ontology annotation, cellular component: membrane.